UAUACUAGCCCCUCGAAGAUGUCAUCUUUGUUGACCUCCAACCCACGCUAAUAGAGCCUCUCUUGCUUUGCCUUCAAGCAGCACUUGGUUCACCUAUAAACGGUGAGCGUGCCGCGCACGCCCUUUAAGCAGGGCUGCGCAACCGUGCGGCGCUCGAAUGUUUUUUUUUUUUUCUUUUUUUCGCGAACCAGCUAAGAAAAAAUCAAUUCAAAGUCUGCCCCCCUCCCUCCGCACCCCCUUAAUAAGCAAAAGCGGCGAUUCGAAGGGCUUACCGGUGCAUUUCCAACCAUACCAGAGCCAUCCAUUAACUUGGAUACUGAUAGAACACAUUCCCAGGCUCCCCUUACAUCCCUUUAAAGCCCCAUCCCCGGCCCCAGGGCGUCGUUUUUUCCCCAAUUUCCACCCUGACCCACUAGCCAAGUGGCAAGAAAAAAUCGCCGACGCAGUGAAAAUUUGUCCUGCAACCAAAGUGGACACACCCGUACACCCAAUAAUACGCUUAUCUCUUCCUGUGCUCAUCGAACAUCAAUUAACCCUGCCGUUUAGUUCCAUAUUGGUAACUGGGCCCCACUCACAAAUCCACUGUUUUAACAAAGGAAACUGGUCAGCUUUUUUUCGACUGUUUGUUGGUCCGGCGUAAUCCUCCACACUUGUCUACACAAUGGUUGCUACACCGGCAUCUGCAGGGGCGCGUUUCCGACAGCGAAAAAUCUCCACAAAGCAAACGCUCCAGAUCCUUAAACAAUCCCAUGUGCCCGACCUAGAUCUUGAAGAUGU
Molecule: messenger RNA, 777 nt
Organism: Babjeviella inositovora NRRL Y-12698
Lineage: Eukaryota; Fungi; Ascomycota; Pichiomycetes; Serinales
Exons: 2
Coding region: 158-640 (160 amino acids)
Source: RefSeq, a predicted model, not a curated record